GUGGAGCUGCUGCACCUCCAGGAGCAGAGGAGCGUCGGUCGGAACCACUUCUUUUUUCACAGUCUGGACUUAAACUUGUGUUCUGGAUAAAGACUCGGAGCGGCUGCAGUCCUCCGGAGUUCAGCAGAAGAAAAGCUGAAGGAGCAAAGUGGAGCUGGAGAAGAGGAGGAAGCAUCUUCAGGCUGAGCAUGGAGAAAGAAAGAGUCAGCACCAUGAAGAUCCUCCUCACUCCAGUGAUGCCCUUCCUGCUCCUCCUCAUCCUCCCUGAUGGCAUCUUCUCCAGCAGCUGCCCCAAAGAUUGCUCCUGUUCCACUCCAGAAUCCAUCCUGUGUUUCCAGAGACGAUCCUCCAGCAUUCCCAGAGGCGUGGACCCAUCCACCAAAAGCAUCUACCUCUUUGCCAAUGGGAUUGAAAGAUUAACAGCUGAGGACUUUGAUGGUCUAGAGAACCUGGAAAUGCUGGACCUCAGUCAAAACAAACUGACCCACCUUCCUGACAGGGUAUUUGAACCUUUAACUUCUUUGAGAAACCUGGACUUGUCAUCCAACCAGAUCACUCACAUUUCAGAGGAAUGUUUCCACAGUAUGACGCUGCUCGAGCGCCUUUACCUGUACAGUAAUCACAUCAAGACCAUCCACCCGGCGGCCUUUAACGGCCUGGAGCACCUGCUGGAGCUCAAACUGCAGGGUAACCAGCUUACAUCCCUGCCGGCUCUCUCAAUGCCCCGACUGCUGCUGCUGGACCUUCGCUUUAAUGUCUUACCCAAUUUGGGUCCUUCAGACAUCCAGACACCAAACCUAGAGGCACUCAAACUGGGUGGAGUGGGGCUGACCAGCCUAAACAAGGAGCUCAUAGGCAGCCUGAAGAAUCUCCAUGAACUGGACAUUUCAGGAAACCAACUCGAGUCCUUCCCCUCUGUGCUAAAGGAGACCCCAGGGCUGCUUCACCUCAGCCUGGCCGGGAACCCAAUGGGUCCUCUUAGGGUUCAGGACCUGCAGAACCUCGGGGAGCUAUAUGAGUUGGACAUUAGCAGCCUCAGUCUGCAAGGCCUCCCUGAAGAGUUGUCCCAACUCUUCCCCAACCUCAGAAAGCUCACAGCAGCAGAAAACCCCUUCAACUGCCUCUGCAACUUAGCAUGGUUCCCGAGAUGGCUCAGGGCCCAGAGCAUCACUUUGGAGAGAACCGAGGAGACCCGCUGCCAUUUUCCACCCAUCAAUGCUGGAAAGGUGCUAGAAAGACUGGAGCACAGGGACUUUGGUUGUCCCACCACGACUACAGUCACCACCAGCACUGUGAGAACUACCACCACCCUACCUGUUGCUGUCACCACCUUCCCGACGACCACCAGGGCUGAUCCCGCCCCCCGGGCCAGCGACAACCCCACCGACCAGGAGAUAGAUCUGCCCCUACCCCCCGUCCCUGCCUCCCCCAGCAGCAGCAGCAUGGACCAAGGCGUGGAGCAGCACUUCUGUCCCUCUCACACCUGUCUGAAUGGGGGUACAUGCCGAUUGGACCAGCACGGUCAGGUGGAGUGUACCUGCCCACAUGGUACCGUUGGCAUGUACUGUGAAGUUCAGAACUACCCCCCGCCGUCACCUCCUGACGCUGAGCCCCCCAUGGGAACAGUCACUGCCGAUCCACCGGACAUCAGCUCACAUCAAGCAACUGCAACCUCCAUCCUGCUGGACCUCCACCGCUACAUUGAGAUGAGGCCUUACAUCCGUGGAAUCCGGUUAACCUACCGCAACCUCUCCGGACCAGACCGCAGGCCGAUCCAGCUCAGCCUCCCAGCAUCCUUCCCAGAGUACAGACUCAGAGGUCUGAAUCCCAACUCCACCUACACUGUGUGUGCCAGUCCGUUAGGAGCUCCUAGCGGUGUAGACAGUGUCUGCACUGAGGCCCACACUGCCCCUGAGACCACCAGGGGCCCUGAUGCACAGUUUGAGGACCCAAAGCUAACCACCAUGCUGGUGCCUGCAAUCGCUAUCUUGCUGCUCCUGGUGCUGAUAGCAGUAGUGGUGGGGGUGGUAUGCUAUCUUCGCAGAAAGAGGGCCAAGGGCCACCUGGACCUGGAGUGUGAGCCCUCCCAGCUAGAGCUGGACGGGGUAAAAGGUGGACUGGACAAUGGAGCGCUGCCUCAAAAACAGCCCCAACUCAUGCUCCCUGAACCUGCUGUUCAAAACAGCAAUCUGGAAUAUGAGGUGUUGCUCCUACAAGAUCACUGCACAUCAAACAACAACACGUCCUCACAUAAGCCUUCCUACUUCUGAUAGUAGCUUUCAGAUCUAAGAUCUCAGAUCUAAAAGAGGAGCUUUAAGGUGAAAAGAGCAGAAACUGCUGUUUGUGAAAGUGGAGGAUACAUUAUCAGCAACCAGUGCGUAGAAACUGGAUGUAGCUGAAUGUCCUUUGGUUGUCUAAGCAGACAUUAAACAAGUUCAGAAACAUUUGUUUGGACUUAAGCAUGAAAUGUGCUUCAACUCCAUGGACAUGCUGCAUCCUGCUUCAGGAACAUUCAGCUGUGAUGCUGGGACUGACGCUGUGUUGUGAUUGGCUGUGGGCUUCAGAGAUGUGAUGCCUUCAUCGCCCUUCCAACAACCUGACUGAACAUGGAGCCUCCCCAGGACCCCAAAGGGAUCAGUGCUUGCUGUGAAUGACCUUUCAGACACCAAAUGAAGUUGUGCAGAGAAAACAGAUGUUGCUUGUGUUGCUUUAUUUGGCACAAAAACUUGUAUGUAUUUUUUUAUAUCUGUUUCUUGAUGUUAUUUUUUAUUGUGGAACUUAGUGACUGUUAACAGCCUCAGCAGCCUCCACCUCCUGUGACUAACAGACAAAACAGCAGAUUAAAAUCUUUGAAGAUUAAAACUCGUUUGGUACCAGUAAAGUCAAUCAAAGGGCUUUGUCCCCAGAAUGUCAGACAGACUAAGUAGUUGUGAGUCUGGACACAGUUGAGACUAAAUCCUCCUCCUCCACUGCUCUGCCAUCAGAAAGAGGGAGAAUAAUCAGGAUUACUGGAAGGUACAGACUGACUGAACUCCUCUGUUUCAAGGUUUCAACCAUUUUAGAGCUUAUCGUAGCUCCAGCAGACCAGCACACAGGAGACUUUAUUUAUUGUUUAUUCCCUGUAAGGGAAGCUGUGUUUUCCCAACCACAGGUCACAUUCAGCACACGACUGCUGACAACUAGGAAAGCAAACAGUGGGUGUGUAUUGUGUUUCCCCUGAGUAAAAAUAGUCUGCUUGGUGCGACGCUAUGCACGGUUUCUGCUGGCAAGGAGAGCUGAGUUCUGCUGGACUAUCAGCAGACGACUGAUGCAGAUCUGAGAACAUGAAGCUAGAGUAGCAUUCUGAGUGUGUGUGUGUGUGUGUGUGUGUGUGUGUGUGUGUGUGUGUGUGUGUGUACUUGUACUUGCUACAUUGUGAGAACCAUUUUCUGCAUUUAACUAUCAAAGUGAGAACAUUUUUACAAAGUGAGGACAUUUUGACCGGUCCUCACUUUGAAACAGCCAUGUUUGAGGGUGAAGACUUGUUUUUAGAGAACAGGUAUGAAUUGAGGUUUGGUUAGGGUUAGGGUAAGGAUUAAGUUUAGGCAAUCAGUUGUGAUGGUUAAGGUUAGGGUAAGGCUCUAGGAAAUGCAUUACGCCUAUGGAUGUCCUCACUAAGAUAGAAGUACAAACAUGUGUGUGUGUGUGUGUGUGUGUGUGUGUGUGUGUGUGUGUGUGAUAAUGCCGGUACAUGUCCUGUCUUGUGCAGAGACCUCCAGACAUCAGGUUAUCAGUUUCUAUGAGCCCUCAUGCCUCAGAGUAUUUUCAGCCCCAACAACUGAUCCUGGAGGUAAACCCACCAAAGACACAUCUGUGAACAUCUGUAUGGUUACCUGCAGUAUUUUCAACCACAGUAAACAUCCCACGCUAACAAAAUGCCUUCAAAAUUCACCAUCGAGUAAUGCAACUGGAAUAUUUGUCUGUAAAAUACAUUGAAAAUAACCAAAAGUGUUUUCGAUGUGACUGUUAAUUUUUCCCUGUUAAUUUUGGGAAGCUUCUUGUUGUCAUUUGUUGUUUUUUAUUCUGUGAGCUUAUUUGUACAAGUGGAAAAAGUGAUAUUAUCAUUAAAUGAAUAUCCGAAAGUAAAA
Molecule: messenger RNA, 4127 nt
Organism: Acanthochromis polyacanthus (spiny chromis)
Lineage: Eukaryota; Metazoa; Chordata; Actinopteri; Pomacentridae
Gene: vasnb
Product: vasorin b
Exons: 3
Coding region: 189-2270 (693 amino acids)
Molecular function (GO): protein binding
Source: RefSeq, a predicted model, not a curated record